Messenger RNA from Salvia hispanica, 2014 nucleotides. The record is from RefSeq and is a predicted model, not a curated record. Lineage: Eukaryota; Viridiplantae; Streptophyta; Magnoliopsida; Lamiales; Lamiaceae.
AUGAGAGAAGAUGAAAUAGGACUAUCACUCCACCAAUAUUUAUCAUAUAGAAGGUUUCUUAUUGUGUUGGAUGAUAUGUGGAGUAUUGAGGCAUGGGAGAAGAUACAACUCUAUUUUCCUGACAAUAGUAAUGGUAGUCGGAUAAUGGUGACAACUAGGCUAUCGAAUUUGGGAUUUCAGUUGGAUAGCAAUUAUGGCCUUCAAAUGAAAUUUAUGGAUGAGGAAACUAGUUGGAAUAUGUUCUGCAAAAUUGUGUUUGGGGAGGAAAGUUGCCCUUUGAAUUUGGAGAAAAUUGGAAAGAAGAUUGUUAUGAGUUGCAGAGGACUUCCAUUAUCAAUUGUUGUGAUAGGAGGUCUUUUGGAGAAAAUGGAACUAACGAAAGAAUAUUGGAAAUCUAUUAGGAGAAGCAUAAGUUCAUUAGCGAAUUUAGAGAAUGAUAAGCAUUGCUUGAAAAUACUAAAGUUGAGCUACAACCAUUUGCCAAUUUAUCUUAAGCCAUGCUUUCUGUAUAUGGGAACAUAUGCGGAGGAUCAUGUAAUUCAAGUCUCGAGACUCAUCAAGCUAUGGGCUUCUGAAGGAUUUCUAAAACCAAUAAGCGGCAAGAGUUUGGAAACAAUUGCAAAAGAGUACUUAAUUGAACUAGUUGAUAGAAAUCUAAUUCUAGUUCACGAGUUGGGGUCAACUGGAAAAAUUAAGUACUGCAAAAUCCAUGAUCUGCUGAGAGACCUUUGCUUGAGAGAAGCUCAAAAGGAGAGGUUUUAUGAUGUGGUCGAGCAACAUAGUCCUCAAGGCAAGUGUAGCCAACGACGUGUAGUUAUUAUGCGAAGCACUCCAAAGGAGAAAGUCGUUGAUGCCUUGAAAUCUAGACCAUAUGCCCGUACCUGUAUAAGUGAUUGUACAAGAUAUGAACCGUUGCCCAAUCCAAAAUUGUUGAGGACACUGAAAGCAUGGGAUGAAGAUAAUGUUCUAGGGAUGUGUGAGUGUUCUGUGGAAAAAUUGUUUGAGUUGGUUAAUUUGAGGUUUCUUGAUGUUAAAUCUGAUAUGUACCUCCACCUUCCUUCUUCGGUCAAUCUCCUCUGGAGUCUACAAACAUUAAUUGUUCAUCAUACUAUAGUAGAGGUUAUACACGCACCGGUUGAAAUUUGGAACAUGUCUCAACUUCGGCAUGUUCAUUUAUGGACCGGAGAAAUUCAUCUCCCAGAUCCUCCAGGUGAUAGCCUUGCCGUCAUGGAGAAUCUGCAAACCCUCGAAGGUGUAAAAAAUUUCAAGUUCGAUGAGAGGAUGGUUCGGAGAAUGCCCAAUGUCAAGAAAUUAGGACUCAAGUAUGAUGGAAUUGAGUCUAGUGAUGAUGACUGUUGUGUCCACAACAUCAAACAUUUGCAGAAGUUGGAAUCUCUUCGAUGUUUUAGCUAUCCCGGGGCUAAAUUUUUGCAAAAGCUUACCUUUCUACACUCUGUUAAAAUUAAGAGUCUAUUUCUUCAAAUACCAUAUGGUCGUAGAAUGGAAGACAUAUUGGAAAAGGUUAGUACAUUACCUCAUCUUCAAAAGCUCAUUUUGAUUGGUGGAGAUUUCACAAUAUGCAAAUGGGAAACAGUUGAAGGCCAGUUCCUCAGUCUCAAAUAUUUGUACUUAUGGUGUGGUCAUCUGGAAUGCUGGACGAUGGAAAGCUCUCACUUCCCGUGUCUCGAGCACCUACAUCUUUUAGUCUCGAAUGAUAUGAAGGAGAUCCCCGCAGAACUGGGUGAAAUUCCGACACUUAAAUCUGUGACUUUGUACAAUUGCAGUGAAUCGGCUACUAAGAGUGCGAAGAGAAUGGUAGAGGAACAAGAGGACUUGCAAGGAGACGGACUCACCUUUCGAGUCACAGUUCGUCUCCACAACGAUGAGGACAGCGAUGAGCUGUUGAAGUUGGCUACUCCCAACUUUAAAGUUGUUAAAUAGUUGCUCAAAGUGUACCAUUACCAUGCCCAUUGUUUAACCUGUAUUCUGUUUGAGAUAAAUGAAACGUUUUUUU